Molecule: messenger RNA, 501 nt
Organism: Exophiala spinifera
Lineage: Eukaryota; Fungi; Ascomycota; Eurotiomycetes; Chaetothyriales; Herpotrichiellaceae
Exons: 2
Coding region: 1-501 (166 amino acids)
Source: RefSeq, a predicted model, not a curated record
AUGUACAGAAGAAGGUCGCAAUUCCCCGUCUGGCGCCUGACUCCUCCGGUAUGCGCUGUACGGACCAGAACACCAGCACUACGAACGUUCGUAUCGUCCGGCCCACGAGCAAUCGGAACUCCAAAGACCGGACCUUCGAAUGACGGGUACAAACGUAACGAAGACGGAACGAAGCCUAUCCCGGAGCAUCCCAAGGACGACGACUCCCUUGCGACGCACCUCGAGUCCAAGAUCGGCGAGAAGGCAAAGAAGGGUGAAUCACACGCCACGGGCGCGACCGAGUCCAGCGGCGGGGAGAGCAAGAGUGAGGACAAGGAGAAGGGCACAGCGAGCAUGACCAGUGGUGGCAAGAGCCACGCAACGGGCGAGAGUGUCGUCCCGGAAUCAGUGCAGAGAAAGGCCCCCGAGAAACUGGAAAAGGCGUUGCCGGAAUCCGUGCAUCCGACGAAAGGGAGUGAGAUUGAUCCGGACGAGAGCCAGGCGAGAAGUGUACGAUACUGA